AAUUACCCAAAAGAAAAAAAACAGAGCUCGUAAAUAAAGGAGGAAAAAGUGAUGUAAUGUAUUCCAGAAAAUCCCAAAUGUGAGAGAAGCGUGGCAAGUUUAGGAUCACACAGGCCAAUAGAGAGAAAAAUGAUCUAACAAUGAAAAGAGAAGUCAUCAUCUUCUGAAACAGGGGAAGUUGCAGAGAAUCUAGCGAGACCAAUGGCUACUCUGGUCUCGUCUCAAACUUACAUCUACCAUUGUCAUAUUAGUAAACAAGCUCUUUAUCAGUCAAAAGAAUCAUACUCUCCUCGUAGAUUUUCUCGUCAUAAUCACAGAGAACGACUUGAUUUUUCUCCUAGAUUGACAAUAACUGGAAAGCACCAACCUUUGUCUUUCAACACCGUGUGUUUUGCUGCAGAUGAGCCCUCCGAAAUCAGUGCUGAUGCUAGAAUCCGUAGUGAGGUUCUGUCUCCGUUCAGAUCAGUCCGUAUGUUCUUCUACCUCGCCUUCAUAGCUAGCGGUUCACUAGGGGGACUAAUAGCCACUUCCAGGCUCAUCGGUGCCCUGGCGAAUCCGGCUAGAUCAGGCGAAGUUCUUGAGAUCGUUAAGGGUUUGGGGAUUGACAUUGGUGCUGCUUCUCUCUUUGCGUUCCUCUACUUCAACGAAAACAAGACCAAGAACGCGCAAAUGGCUAGGCUUUCGAGAGAAGAGAAUCUUGCAAAACUCAAAAUGAGGGUCGAAGAGAACAAUAAGGUUAUCUCGGUAGGUGAUCUCAGAGGCAUUGCUAGGCUUGUGAUCUGCGCUGGUCCUGCGGAGUUUAUUGAAGAAGCGUUUAAUAGAAGUAAAGAGUUUACACAAGGGCUUGUGGAGAGAGGUGUGGUUGUCGUGGCUUAUGCUACGGAUGGGAAUUCGCCGGUUUUGGAGUUUGAUGAGGCUGACAUUGUGGAUGAAGAAAUAAGUCAGAGAAGGAAGAGACUGUGGCGGGUGACUCCGGUUUUUGUCCCGGAAUGGGAAAAGUGGUUAAAUGAGCAGAAGAAGCUUGCCAAUGUUUCUUCAGACUCUCCAGUGUAUUUGUCACUGCGUUUGGACGGGCGUGUAAGAGCAAGUGGAGUGGGUUAUCCUCCAUGGCAAGCCUUUGUAGCACAACUUCCACCGGUUAAGGGAAUCUGGACCGGUCUUCUUGAUGGUAUGGAUGGUAGAGUGUAAAUACUCUUAAUACUUUAGGGACAAACAGUGGCGGAGCCAGAAAAAUUGUUUAUAGGGGUCAAAUUUUUUUAUAUAGAAAAUACAUAAGUUCAUUAGAAAAAAUAAAAUAGCAUCAAAAUAUACUUUUAAGAAUUUUAUCUUAGAAUUGUUCAUAUUUUGUAAGUAUUUUAUUAUUAUUUCCUUUGUUACAUAAACAA
Molecule: messenger RNA, 1385 nt
Organism: Arabidopsis lyrata subsp. lyrata
Lineage: Eukaryota; Viridiplantae; Streptophyta; Magnoliopsida; Brassicales; Brassicaceae
Product: protein LOW PSII ACCUMULATION 1, chloroplastic
Exons: 4
Coding region: 202-1188 (328 amino acids)
Source: RefSeq, a predicted model, not a curated record